Messenger RNA from Adineta ricciae, 2418 nucleotides. The record is from the annotation of a GenBank genome assembly. Lineage: Eukaryota; Metazoa; Rotifera; Eurotatoria; Adinetida; Adinetidae.
AUGGUAACACGAACAUCAUCAAAUGUAUCUGUUUCUCUAUAUGGAUCCUCGGCAGUAUCGAUUUAUCCUGUAUACCGCCAUCGUUUUUAUGUUCUCUUCGUUUUUAUGUUUCUUGCUUUCAAUCAAUGUCUUUUUUGGUUAACGUUUUCACCGGUUUCACAAAGUGCUCAAACGUAUUAUCAUAUCAGCGAGAGUACAGUGAAUCUUCUGCUCAAUUGGGGACCAAUUAUUUUUAUUCCUUGCUUACCAUUAGCUUACCUCUUAUUGAACAAACCGCAUGGUCUUCGCAAGAUCAUUCUCUUACUUGCAAUAAUUUGUUUUAUUGCUGCUUCACUUCGAGUUUUACCCGUUAUUUUUCUUUCACCAUCAAAUCCUUCGUUCACAUCCAUAUCUCUUCUUUUUGUUCAUCUCGGUCAAAUUUUAAAUGCCGCUUGUGGCCCAUUAGUCAUGGCUCCUGUUUCACAGCUGUCAUGCUUGUGGUUUGGGCCGAAUGAACGAACACGUGCAACUACCUUAGCGAUUAUGGCUGCUGCUUUUGGCUCUACAUUUGGUUUUCUUGCUCAUCCCUGGAUCGUGACAACAUCGGAUCAGAUUCCACAAUUACUUUAUCUGCAUUUUAUUCUUGCUUUGGUUGCAUUACUGAUGACACUUGGUUACUUUCCGUCACAUCCUCCGCAUGCACCAUCUGCUGCUGCUCAGUCUUUAAUGGACACGUCGAUGAAUGAAAACAACGAUAAUUCUCUACGAAAUUAUAUGAAUGAUAUUUUUCGAUGCUUUUCAAUACCAUCAUUCAAACUACUGUGCUCUGUAGGUGGAAUCUCUGGUGGUGUGUUCGCCGCUUGGACUGGACUAUUUGCGAACAUUUUAGCGCCGGAAAAGUUCACUGAACAACAGUCAGGUAGAACACAAUGUCAUGAAAUUUCAUUCUUAGCAAUUUUCGAUUUAGGUUGGUUUGGUUUUAGCUGUUCAUUGGCAACGAUUACCGGUGGUUUGAUCACAAGUACGAUCGCUGAUACACCUUAUUUUCGUCGUUCUUUCAAGUCUAUUAUAUUUAUAAUGUUGGUUGGUUGUUUCUUCUCUGUUCUAUGGUUUCAACUUUCUAUUCGCACAAUAUUCAAUGAUGAACCGAUUUUCAAACCAACUGUGACAAGCAUUGCUCUGUCCGUGACACUCGCUGGACUUUUCCAGGGUUCAGCGUUACCAUUAGUUUAUGAAUCGUUGGCCGAGAUCACGUUUCCACUGCCGGAAUCACUUUCAGCAUCAGUUCUCGUCCAGUUGAACAAUGCAACAGCUUUGAUACUUUUGUUUAUUCCACCUAGUUUAUAUCAACUAUUAAAUUUUCUAGUUCUUCUUUCUGUUGGUGCUUGCACUGUGAUGAUGAUGUAUGUAGACGAUUGUUGGGUACACUCGGAAGAUCAACUAAGGCGUGCGCGAAAGAACGAUAUAAAAACAGUCAGGAUAACGAUUGCACAGGUAACUAUAGUUGUAUUAUACGUAUACGAUACAUCAUUAAUUCGCUUAUCAAAUGAAAUAUGUAUACUGAAGAGAGAAAAAGAGACAAAAUCCGCCAUUGUGGUGCUCAGUCUAAUUCCAACGUUCCUGUCACCGCACGGUCAAGACAUCGAUAUCGUGAAUUCUUUUCAAGUUCCCUUGAAUGUUACGUACGGUACUGAUUUUAAAAUUACCAAUCUAGCAGUGACUCCAAGUGUGAAUGCUAUGGCGUCCAAAUUGAUGGAGCAGUAUCCAAGUGCAGACAUUGUUGUUAUUACAACACUUUUCGUUCCAUCUGCAAUAACAAGUAAUAGUAGAAAGCGACGACAAAGCGAACCUAAGGAUCAACAGUGUGCGACAAAUCCUGGUAAAAGUGGUGAUUAUCUUUUCAUUGGAUUCCUUAUCAAACCACGAUCAUCAUGUCGAACCGCUGGUUGUCAGCAGAAAUUUGCUCAAGUAUACGAAAAAGUGUUGGCUAGUCUACGUUCCAGUACAGCGUUGUUAGUUACUAUGGCUAACGGCUCUACUGUAACUAUUCAAUUAGGAUUUUGCUCAUUUGGACAAGUUCCUCCAGGACAAACAGUAACGACAGCUUCUACUAGUUCCACAUCAACACAAACUACUACUGUGUCAGCAACGAGCACUAGUACAAGUACAAGCACAAGCACAUCAACUUCAACGACUACAUCAGAUCAACCGAAAACAUGCGAUGUAUCCGAAGUAAAGUGUAGUAGUCCUGGUGACUGUUGUGGCAAUACUGGCAAUGUAUACGAAUGCUUAGCAGGAGGUAAAUGCUGCAAAUCCAAUGAACAAACAUGCUCAAAACCAUCGGAAUGUUGUAGCGGUAAUUGUGUGGACAGUUCAAAGUGUUCUGCUCCUGACCCUAAACCUGAACCUGAACCUGAACCUGAACCUGAACCGCUAUGA